This is a messenger RNA of Monomorium pharaonis (pharaoh ant), 6564 nucleotides long. RefSeq names its product midnolin-A. The transcript is spliced from 5 exons. The record is from RefSeq and is a predicted model, not a curated record. Lineage: Eukaryota; Metazoa; Arthropoda; Insecta; Hymenoptera; Formicidae. The coding region runs from base 1439 to 3877 and encodes 812 amino acids. Gene Ontology annotation, molecular function: protein binding. Gene Ontology annotation, cellular component: nucleus.
GCGUUCGGCACGCGUCGUGUCGCUCGUCGCGACCGCGCAUUCGCUCCGUUGUGGAACGGGUACGGCGACCGCCGGGUCUGGGAAUCUAGCAGAAGCUCCGGGAGCUCCGGUUUUCGGUCGUGCUAGUCGUAGGAUUCGAGCGCUCGAGGGCGGUUCGUGUGAUGCGUGCGUCGUGCGUAUCGUGCGUGCCGUGAAUACGUGAAGUGUGCGCGAGCGCGCGAGAAGACCAGGCGAGCUACACGAGAGAGAGAAAGAGACGGAAGAUCUCGAGAAAAGGCGCCAGACGGAGAGAAAAGAAGAAAGAAAGAAAGAAAGAAGGAAGGAAGGUGGCACAAAGUCCGAUUCCUCGUGAAAGAGAAACAGCAGGAGAAGCGUAAAGUGGGGGAGAAAGGUGAAAGAAAGAGAGAAGAGAGAGAGAGAGAGCGAGAAGGGGAGAGACUCGUCGCGUUAUACGUGGUGUGUUGCAGUGUGAGAAGAAAGAGAAGGCGGCUACGGAGGAGGAGGAGGAGGAGGAGUAGGAGGAGAAGGAACGAAGUGACCAGUGUUUCCUCUCUCGGAGAUUCAGCGGGAUCUCGGCGAAUACUUUAAUCGCGCGGCUGGGUGCUUAUCGAUCGCGUCGUGUUUUUCCUCCGUGCCGAUCUCCUUCCGUGCCGUGCGGGACAGGACGGGAACAUCGUGCGGACGCCGCACACAAAUUCCGCUUUCCUCUCGCGUCGCGUACGUACAUCCCCUCCAUCGCCGCCCGUCUCUCCCCCCUCCGCCUUCUCCCCGUCGCGUUCCCUGGCCCUUCCGCGCCAGUCCUUCCCCUCUCCCUCGCGCGGGUUUUGUCCGUCGCGUUGUUGUUCGCCACCUCCUCUUCGCCGCGUGCGCGCACUCUCCUCGGGGUGCCGGCUGCCUUCGCUCGUCCGACGCUCCUCCGUGCGCGGCGCGCGGGGCGGGAAGGGAGGAAGACGACGAAGCGGCGGCGGUGGCGGCGGCGGCGGCGGCGGGACGCCGGGAGGAGUACAGGUGCAGGUGCAUGCAUAUAGACGGAGCGGUAACGACGUCGUCGUACACAGCGAGCACGUAGGAGAACGCGGGGUCCCUCGAGCGGUGAAGAAGACGAAGAAGUAGAAGUCGACGGGCGGGAGAGAGAUAGAGGAGGGAACGCGAGAGAAGGGAGAGGGAGUAGAAGGAGCAGCAGCAGCAGCAGGAGGAAGAGGAGGAGGAGACGGCAGACGGAGAGGCAUACACGCGAGCGCGUAGCAGCGGAAGGCGCUAGUCGCGAGAGAAGACGGGUCGAGAGACGCGACGUCCUCCGUCCUUUCGUUCCCCGUUGUCCUCGUGCGCGAAAAGUUUUCUCUCCUCCCCUCUACCCCUGUUGUCAUCGGUGGUCGUCUCCUCGGUGUGUAUAUAGUGCGUUCCUCCCCCUCGUGCUCUCCCCCGGCACCGUGGCAGGAUGGACGACACCGCGGACGGUCCGCCGCGAACGUCGGACGUCGGAGCAGCGGCGAUGGGAGGUGAGAAGAACGAAGACGCCGCCAGCAGCGACAGCGGCAGCAGCAGCAGCAGCGCCGUCACCUCUUCCUCCUCCUCGAGGAUGCGGACGGUCGACAACAACAAUGACGAUGACGACGACGCGAUGAGCGUCACCACCGCGCCCGCCGCUCCUAUCACCACCGACGCCGCCGUCGUCGUCGAGGAUCCCGUCGAGUGUCGCGGCGACCGGGGCUGCUCGAUGAGGGGCGCUGCCGUAACCGCUACCUCCUGCCCGCCGCCGCCGCCGACGUCGGCGACGACGAUGACGACGACGCCGCAGCCGCAGCAGCAGCUGCCGCCGGCCGCACCGCCGGGGUGUGGCUGCGUGGCGAACGUCGCGGCGGUCGACAGCAGGGACGAGAUCACCGUGUGCAUCACGCCGACCACCGGCGGCCAGUUCGACCUCGCGGUCGACCGCAACGACACCGUCGAGAAUCUCAAGAAGAUCAUCUCCAAGAAGCUGAAGGUCGCCAAGGAGCGCAUCUGCCUGCUGUACCGCGAGAGGCAGCUGCGCGAGGGCACGCUCGCGGAAAACGGCCUACAGAACGACAGUCGGCUAACGCUGCUGCCGAGCGUGGAAACCGGAUUGCUGGCGCAACGACCGGAGCAGAGCGUAAUGCAGGCCUUGGAGAGUCUCAAUGAUUCACAGGUGAAUGACUUCUUGUCCGGCAAGGCGCCGCUUAAUCUGACGAUGCGACUGGGUGACCACAUGAUGUUGAUCCAACUGCAGCUGUCUACUGUAACCCCAGCAUCGCCAACCGCCAGUCAAGCGAGCUCUGCCAGCAGUAGCAGCCAUAGUCAUCACAGUAGCAAUAGCAGCAGCAGCAGCAACAACGUUGUGGGCUUGCCCAAUGGUGGCAAUACCACGAGCAUGUCCAAUUUAUCUGGUGGUCAUUCGUCGUUGCAGGCCAGAAGGUGCCUCACGGCCAGAUCACCAGGAAAUAUCGUCAACAAACCGCAGAAUGUCAGCGGGGCACCGGCUAGCAGAACGUCGCAUCUAAUUAGCAGCCUCGCUAGUGCCCUGCACGCAGCCGCCAGCUACAGUAGCAGCGGCAGUCUACCCACCGCCAAUAUUACUACCACGAGCAACAGCCCGGUAUGCUCCAGCCGAGUCACAACACCCUCCUCUUCGUCUGUCUCGGCGGCGCCAAUUAGCCCGGCGCACUCAUCGUCGUCGUUCAGCAGUAACUCGGGCCAGUCGCAAUCUACGCGUGGCAAUUCGCACGGCGUCCCAUCUACAAACGGCAGUUCUUCCAGCGCGUGCCAGCCCUGUCCGCUUUAUCACCACCAUCAUCAUCACGGCCACCAUCACGGCCAUCACCACAGCCACCAUCAUCACCAUCAUCAUCACCAUCAUCAUCACCAUUCGAGGAACAAACCCAGUUUGCCCAAUCUUUCCACUUCUUCCUCUUCCUCUUCCUUCAGUUCGGGUUCGUCCCCGAUUCAGGAGCAAUCCACCUUGGAUCCGACGUCUUACGAUACGACGCUGCCUAGGAAGAAGCUUUGCAGCGGCCAUCAUCAUCACGGCCAGCCGUCAUCAUCCGUUAUCACUGGUGACAUGGACGCCACGAGGAGUCAACACGAGGAGUCAAAUCCGCAAAGCCCGACAUGCACCUCGUCGCUGAUGCUGGAGCAGUCGCCGCCCAAGCCCGCUACUCUCGACACCCGGGCGCUCGCCGAAGCGUCUCGGAACCUCACUCAGAAACUAAAGCAGCUCUCCUCUGAGGUACUCACCUCGCGGGUCGACCUCGCAGAGGAGAACGCGAGACGCAGGCAGGGCGCGAUAAUAGAGAGUAUGCAUCAUCAUGGCAAGGGCGUAUAUUCCGGUACGUUCAGCGGCACUCUGAACCCAGCCCUCCAGGACAGACACGGACGACCGAAGCGAGAUAUUAGCACCAUCAUUCACAUCCUGAAUGACUUGCUUUGCGCGACACCGGCUGCAUCCGCAGGUCACUACAGGCAUCAUCAUCACAGGCAUUCGCAUACUCGCCAGCAAUCCUCAAUGUCCACAUCUUCCGCAGGCACCACAGCGGCUGCGACGUCUACAACGUCGGUCGGCUGCCAUGAUUCCACACCAGGCUAUUCCAGCGAGGAAUUGUCAAAGGAGAACGAGGCAACGAAGGGCAAGAUGCGUCGGCUGCGCUUAGUCAUGGAGCAACGUCGUGCUAAGAGAAAAGCCAGGCGACAAGCGCGAGCGGCGCCAUACACCACGCAGUGGGCCGCAAUGACUCCCGCCGAUCCGAACCACGAGCCGAACACGUCGACUGCGACCUCGAGCACCACCACCACCACUAACAGCGCGGAGCCGCAGAAUGAGCCGGAGCUUCAGCCGUGCAGCCCCGAACCGGUCGUAGCUUAAAUACCACAUCACUAACAGUCAAUUCACGGCACAGUAGUAUCCUCUAUAUUCGUAUACAUAGGGUAUGAUUGUCGUUUUCGUUUUUACCUAUCGCACUGAUUUAUUCCGAAGGAAGAGAGUAUAUACAGGGUCGAACGUGUCCUAUCACGCAAUUACAUUCGCUCCGUACAACUCUCCGCGCAACCAAACGCUGCAAAACGUUUUAAACGUUUGAUUUGACACCUAUUUUUUGUUGAUACCCUAGUAUUCAGUCUCAAUCAUUACCGCGGAUCCGCCGAGUUUCUCUCCGUAUUAUGCAAGUGUCUCGCUUUCUCCAAUUUGCGUUACCUUAUGCAAAUAGACGUAAUUCGCGAGGAUUCGCUGGCUGAUGGAUCAGAAGAUGAACUCCAAUUGAUUAUCCUUUUCUUUGCAAACGAAAUCAUUAAUUACUAUAACAUUUUUUUAUAUCUUCUGUUUUUAUUUUUCUCUUUGGCUGUUUCGAUCUUUAAUCUUAGAAGAUUAAAGAUUUUUUUCUUUCUAUUAAAAAAAAAUUGUUUUAGAUUAAAAUGCUUUUUGCAAUAUAACAUGCAUUGCGUAGCGUCGCGCAUUAAUAUUUGUCGUCCUAUAAAAGAAAAAAAUCACUUGCAAUUCACCUUCAGCCACGAACGCAUCAUUUCAACUCAAUCGCGCGUUUGCUUAUUACUAUCAUCAAUGUACAAUGUGACAACGUAUCGUGAUUAUCACAUGAUCACGUUUCCCGUGACGCAAACGACAUAUAAAGCCGUAGGUAUCGGGGCAUUUGGGCGUCUAUUAAAAAAAAAAAUAAUUGUGCGUGGCGUUACGGCUAUAUAUUAGGCAAUAUAUAGUGUUACCGCUAUAAUAAAAAUGUAUAUUACACAUAUAUUAUAUAUACAUAUACGUCAUUAUGUGUAUUUAGUAUAAUGAAGUAUUGGGUAUCUUAGUUAUAGUUUCCGAACGUUAAUAAAAUGGUGAUCUCGCAGUGUUUGGCCGGACUCAGGACUUGAUCGUAGUUGACAAUAAUUACGCUCUGCGAAUGAAUCAGUGUGACGGUUUUACGUAUCUAUACAUCGACAUCGCGCGGGAAGUCGAUGAAUUGUUUUGAAAGAGAUAGAUUGAGAAUGAAUGAAAGAAUAGAGAGAGAGAGAGAGAGAGAGAGAGAGAGAGAGAGAGAGAGAGAGAGAGAGAGAGAGUAAAAGAAAUAGGUAGAGAGUAAAAGCUCUUAUUAAGGCUCCUAUUAAGGAAUCCUAUUAAGGAACUUCCUGCUAGAAGUAAAACUCGCCGAUAAACACGCCACACGCGUUCAGAAAAUGGGAGAAAGAGAGGCGGAAAACUGCUAUAGUUUCGUCUAUGUGCAUUUACUGCACUCUCUUGACUAUUCUCUUGCUAUCGGGCACUCGAAGUCUUAUACGUAGAUGCAAAUAGAAAUCACGUGCGUUUGUAUGGAUUGCCAGUGCAAGGAAAAUGCGAUAGGAGCAAAAUAUCGCUGCGUUCAGUUGUGCACUCGAUGGCGGGACUUUUUGUCGUUUUUGAAGUAAGAAGAAAGAAGAAAUGUGCCCACGGUAACAUGACGCGCGUGACGAAAUCUGCAAAUUUUUUCUUCGCGUCCCUCAUAGACCGAUUAAUCUAAAAAUUGCAAUUUUUUUUGUAAGUAGCAAGUGCACUUUCCAACGUCUUCUUCUUUGAAUUAAAAUUGCACUGACGCGAAUGAUGUACGUUGGAGUAUUUUCUAUUUUUUAGUGAUAUCAUCGAUUGCUGGCAAUACUUAUGUAUCGAUCCGCGUAUUAUACACUCGUGUACGAUCGUGCGUAGAAAAUGUAAAGUAACAAUACAAGAAUAAGAUCUAAACGAGAGUAAAGUGAACAACACAAAGGUGUUGACUAUGUUUUUAAUGUUACUGUCUGGCUUGGUAGACUGGAAAUUGGAUGAUAUUCAAAAACAUUGUUUUAUUCAAUAUCUUCCCAGCACUUGUGUUCGUUUUUGGAUAUAUUUGAUAUUCGAUUAAUAUUUAUCGAGUCAAUAUUCCAAAUUCGUUCAGUCUACCUUCAGUUCAUUAACUUAAUCGCGUUUAACUUUACCAAAAGAAAAUAUAGCAAAAGAAAAUUGAAAAGGACACAUGGAGAAUGAAAGAUUAUUUUUUACGUAUGUAGUUUAUAGAGCGAUCUAAGAAUAGAAGAAACCAUGUGUCCAAGUGAGGCGUAAAGUGGUUCAAGUUGAAAAUAGUUGAGUUGGAAAUAGCGUGUUUAUAUCAGUUCUUGUAGGGCAUAUGACACAUUAUGAAAUAUGCUUUCUUAAUCUGAUAAAUCAUAUCUCAACACUUGGUUACCCUUCGCCUCACAGGAUCAUAUUACACAUUAAAAAGAAUUCAGAUCCAUACGUACGAGGAAGGCGUAUAAGACGGUUCUUGUAGGAUGAAAAAUUGCGUGAUCGUAUUGCAUGGCGUGCUACGGCCCUACGAUUUAAGUUUAAGUUAAUUAGGUACUACCAGAUAAUACAGUGUCACAUAUUACUAAUAGAAUACAUUGCGUUUAGGUUUACUUUAGGAAGAAGAAAAUAUUAUUACCAUUAUUACAUUAUUAUAUAUCAUUAGUAUACCGCUAUUACAAUUUUUGCAAAACUGGCUCAAUAUUGUAAUAUACGACUAUCGGAACCUUUAUCGAGUACCAAAAUAAAUAAGAUUGCUUGCUAAA